Molecule: messenger RNA, 376 nt
Organism: Racocetra persica
Lineage: Eukaryota; Fungi; Glomeromycota; Glomeromycetes; Diversisporales; Gigasporaceae
Source: the annotation of a GenBank genome assembly
UGGAUAAGCAUUUAACAUUAAAGAUUUCUGACUUUGGUUUGAGCACUACAAAAGAGGCGUUAGGCCUUGGAGAUAUGGCUGGAGGAACUCCUAAAUGGAGAGCACCUGAACGUUUUGCUUAUAAUCCCAAACUAUAUCAAAAGUUCAUUGAAAAUCCAGAAUUUUCAAAGCUACUUAAAAACGAAGAAUUAGCAAACCAUUACAAAAAUCGGCCACAGCAUUCGGUCAAGAUGCGUGAAGAUAUUAAUGAUUUAGUCGGGAUUCUCGAACAAAAAGAUACUCCGGGUAAAAUAAAACAUGUUAUCAAGAAAUGUUGUGAAUUUGAUCCAAUCAAACGUAUUAGCUUUGAGGAAGUUGUUAUUGAAUUACAAAAUAA